Molecule: messenger RNA, 4262 nt
Organism: Etheostoma spectabile (orangethroat darter)
Lineage: Eukaryota; Metazoa; Chordata; Actinopteri; Perciformes; Percidae
Product: serine/threonine-protein kinase SBK1
Exons: 3
Coding region: 2647-3705 (352 amino acids)
Biological process (GO): protein phosphorylation
Molecular function (GO): ATP binding; protein serine/threonine kinase activity
Source: RefSeq, a predicted model, not a curated record
ACACACACACACACACACACACACACACACACACACACACACACAGGUGCAGAUAACAACCCCCCAUUAGGCCUGCCCGAGUUGUAGUUGCACCCCAGGGGAUCUGUAUGUAUGUGAGUACCACAGCUUGAGUGCAUUCAUGGCGUCUAGUUCAGGGCCAUGAAUGCAUUUUCUCCUUUAUAUGAAUUUAUUUGCAGAUGAGAUCAUUUUUAUAUUUUGCAGAUGGUCCGGAGGAAUCGGUGAAGGUUAGGUUUAGGCAUGAGGAGUGAGAUUGGUUUAGGCUAGGGUAAGAAUAUCCAGAUAAACCAAGCAGAUGCAUAGUUGGGUAGUAAAUGACCAGUGUAUACAAUACACCAUUGCAAAAUUGGUGUUAUCUAAUCCAAGCAUCAGAGCACCUAUUUAUUUUACUGCACCAUGUACAGUAUAUCUCAGCUCAGUGGUAACAAAGGGCAACACAUCUCUGCAUUAAGGUCAAUGGUGGAAGAAAGAUUCAGUAACCUAAGUAAAACUAGCAAUACCACACUGUAAAAAAACUUAAUAAUAGUUAAGUCCUGCAUGGAAUUGCAUUAGUUGUAAUGGUAGUGGUAGUAAAUGGUUUUGUUUGUAUUACAUGUAUAAAAAUAAGCAUUUUACUAUUGUAUCUGUGUUACAGGGAGAUGUUUCUAAUUGUACACAGUCUUGGGACUAAAAUAAAUGUGGUGUAGUGUUACCCACUACACUUUAAUGGAUGAGCAAGAGUAGUGUUGUUGAUAUGAUAAUAUAGUAGAUGGAAAAUAGUAGAUAAUAUAGUAAAGAUCCCUGGGGGUUGUGGCGCCCAGAGGCACUUUUGAAUCUAUUGCUCCCAAUGCUAGGUUAAAUGCAGAAGUUGUGCUUUAGGUUUUGUAGCUCUACAAUGUAUAAUGUAUAGUGUAUAAUGUAUAAUGUAUCUCAUGCGUGUGCACACGUGUCUGUUAGUGGUGACAGACUCAUGGAUCUGUCAAAGAAGUUAUAAAGAAAUUUAAGAGUGACAAUUGUUAUCAAUGCUUUGCAUAUGCAUUACAUAAACAUACUGUACAUGUGAUUAUACUGUAUGUAGGCCACUCUGUGUGUGUGCGUGUGUGCAUAUGUGUGUGUGUCUGUGUGUGCCCUUUACAGAGGCAGUUUGUAAUCAGCUGUCAAAGUGGGCUCCAGUUGAGAGCAGAGCUGCGUGUCGGGCAGCAAAAAGCUCUCAGGUCCACUCUGCACGCUUAUCCAUGCACAAACACCAACACCAGUAGCAAAGGUGGAGGACGGACAGGACAGACAUUUAACCGGCACUUCUACAGCAUAUUGAUCAGCUGUAUUUUUUCAGCUGUACUCAUGGUGGUGUGACUGUGUGUGUGUGUCAUUUACAGUGUUUGGUUUGCCUAUUUUUAGACUCCAGUGACUUUAUUGGGAACCAAUUGAAAAAAAGGUAAGACUUGAAUCCGAUCAAAAUAUCAAAUACUACUACUGUUGAACGCCUUUACUGCUACUGCUGUUAAUUGGAAAUUGUAAUAGUAAUAAGACAGAAUGUAUCCAUGCAUUUUUGAUAAAUGAUGUACAAAUUAUAUGGGUCGAACAUAUACUGUACUUUCUUUUCCCUUUUUAUUCAAAGUAAUUAUUAAGUGAUGCAAAAUGUUAUUUAAGAGGUUUAAGGUUGUUUUUGUGUAUGUGUGGCAUACACAUUCAGGCUGUACAAAAAGAUUAAUGUGAAAAUUAACAACUUGAGGUAAGACAGAAAGAUAAAGUAAAAAUAAUCAAAAUGUGUAAAAAUGUACGUGUCACAACUGUUAGCAAAGUACUAAAUUAAAUUAGCAGAGGAUAACGUGCCAGAGAAGGCCGAGGAUAAACAGAACCGCGUGACAGAGGUCAGAGGACAGAGAGCAACAUCCCAAUGUUCUGAGGAAAGAUGCUUUUUCUGGCUACAGAGGUCAAUCACCAAAGCAUAGCAAUAAAACAGAAAUAAACACAGGAAAACACUAUUCACUUUUAAAGGCAAAAAUGAGAGUAACAAUGGAAGUUAGCUGUUUUUAUGCUUCCUUUCAUCCUUGGUACACUUCUUAGCCUUUAGUCCACCAAGACCAGGACCCAAUAAUGCUACUCUUAGGGUCAAUGUAGCAGUCACUUUUAAUAUUUUAAAUUACAUAACAGAAGCGUAUAUUACAUGUAAGACAUCUAAUGUUCUUAAAAUCAAAUAAAAUGACAAUUUAAUUAGAUAAAUUAGAUAAAAAUGAUACAUUUGCACUUUUCAUGUUAAGGGUUAGAUAUAGGGAUAAAAACACUACAGUUUAGCGCUUGGGUUAGACUCAAACCUAACUAGUUUGUUAAUUUGUUCUGAAUGGCCACAGUGGAAGAUGUUGUGUGAUUCCAACUGUCAUGAUAUUGUUUAAAUAUAGGGAUAACAGUCUCUAGAGAGACAUUCAAAACCUGGUUUUUUUCUCACCUCCACACAGCCAACCCCAACCCUUGUUUUUAACGUAGUUUUUAGUCAGUGAAUAUGUCAUAUAAAUGGAAAGCAAUGACUAAAGCAAAGUAGCCCUUUUUUGUAUUAGUUUUACUUUUUUGUGGUGAAAUAUAUUCCAAUAAGUAUGUUCCUUAUGGCAGGCUAUAAUCUGUAUGUGUUCUUAGCCAUAACGUUUGUGUGUUAUGGCUAACACGUGUGUGUGUGUAGAGAUGAUUGAGCUGGGCCUCGCUGACGGCAGUCUGAUUGACGAGCUGAUGGAGCUGACGGCACAGAGCCUCUGUCAGCUGGAGAUCCAAGAACGUUUCAACAUCAUCAAGGAGAUCGGCCGAGGGAAAUACGGCAAAGUGCUGCUGGUCACACAUCGCUUCAGAGGGACUCCCAUGGCAUUGAAAGUGAUGCCCAAAGCCUCGACUAAGCUCCAGGGCUUUCUGCGAGAGUACUGCAUCUCCUUACACCUGUCCUGUCACCCCUGCAUCGUGGGCCUCUUUGGCAUUGCCUUCCAGUCUAAUGAGCACUACUGCUUUGCCCAGGAGCUUGUCAUUGGGAGGGACCUGUUUGCUGUCAUCCAGCCAAAGGUGGGUAUCCCAGAAUCCUCUGUAAAACGAUGUGUCCUCCAGAUAGCCAGUGCUUUGGAAUUCAUCCACAGCCAUGGUCUGGUUCACCGUGAUGUCAAGCCUGAAAACAUUCUCUUGUUGGACAAUCACUGCAGCCAGGUCAAGCUGGCAGACUUCGGCCUCGCUCAGAAGAGAGGCACUCUGAUACGCUUCAUCACAGGAACCCUUCCCUACAUGGCCCCAGAGCUUUGUACAGUGGCCCUGAUGGAGGGCCAAAAAGAAGUGACUGCUCCUCCGCUUAGUGUGGAGCCAAGUCUGGACACCUGGGCCUUCGGUGUGGUUAUCUUCUGCAUCCUUACGGGGUAUUUCCCCUGGGAGCGCUGCAUGGACUCGGACGACUUCUACCAGGAGUUUGCAGACUGGUGCAGAACGAAGGAGAGACCAAACACUGAGGAGGACAUUCCUCCUUUGUGGAAAAGGUUCACUCCAGAAGCGAUGGAAAUGUUUGGUAAGCUCCUGGCUCUGGAUGUAGGAAAGAGGUGUACAGUGGGGGAGGUGAGCACUUAUGUGGAGAAAGACUGGCUUAAAAAGGUGGAUGGGAUUGAGCAGCAGCAGAGAGCAGAAAGAAACAGUGCCUCUGUGAAUAAUCCUGGGCAUUGUGAGGUCAAAAUACAGCCUAAUACAUAGUCACAGACGGAAUUAAAAAAAACUCUACAGCUUCUAUGUGCCUAGAAAGCAUCUUAAAUAUACAAUUAUAGGUAAAAACAGUAGUAUUAUGUAUUCUUUGGCUCUGGGGGAGCUGUCCUUAGAAAAAUAACCCCGAUGAUAUUGGGAUUAUCUUGGAUUGGGCUUUAAACCUAAAUUUUUUUUAACAGAAAGCCUGCAUUGCAAACUUGACGCAUAGAGUUUGAAAUAAUUGUAUACAUUUGCAUUGUGGGAAUGUAGGAUCUAGUGUGUUUGGAGCUUGACUAAAAGUCAGAACGUCCAAGCCUCUGCUGCACCAUUAUCUUUCAAUCUGUGUCUUGUGAGUCCCCCAAAUCUGUUUAAAACGCUGCCGUAUCCCUUUAAGUGUGCUGUACUCAAAAUUCUGAAAUAGGUGUUCUGGUAUUGUCUCCACACGACUCUCUCAGACCGUCCUUUCUGUAAAAAAUAAUUACCCUUUGUCACAGCCCUCAGCGUCUGAUAGCGUCGCACAAAGCAGUGCUACAUUCAAGUACAGCUGAAGAACAAAGAACAGAGAUGCU